Molecule: messenger RNA, 1830 nt
Organism: Aspergillus sclerotioniger CBS 115572
Lineage: Eukaryota; Fungi; Ascomycota; Eurotiomycetes; Eurotiales; Aspergillaceae
Product: glycoside hydrolase family 131 protein
Exons: 3
Coding region: 491-1660 (389 amino acids)
Source: RefSeq, a predicted model, not a curated record
GGUACAAGCCUUUCUAGUGGUGACAGCAGAUAUCACUUCAUCCCUCCACAAUCAAAUAAGGGAAAGACAAUAUAUGCCAACCCUUUUCAGAUGGUCUUUCAUAAACAACGUAUCCACUGUAUCUGCACACCACCAGACCGAAGCCAGCUGCAUGGUCAUUCCUGGCGGCAAAUCAACCAAUACAAGCUUUUCCGAAUCAAUCCCGAUCGAGCGAUCGGAACCAAUCCGUGGUCAACUGGGAAAUGUCAAACGUCAAAUAGACCCUGUUGAUCAAUCUGAGACAAGCUUAAUUUAAUGGUGGUGGUGCUGAAACGGCGAGUGGAAGAGAGCGGAUCGACUGUUUCAGCACCCGCUCCGCAAUCUAUCCACAGCAGCCCUACUUAAACCCUCCCCCAGCCAGAAUCAUCUCCCACCCAUUAUUCUUUCUCAACUGUGCCGGUCACAUACCUUCAUUCAUUUAUUCAUUCAUUCAUUCCUUUACUCCUUCACAAUGAAGCCCCUUUCUCUUCUUGCUUUCCCCGCCUCCACACUGGCAGGCUCCGUUCUGUGGAGCGGUAUUUUCAACUCAUCUGCCACCGUCACCGACUUUGACGACUGGUCCUGGUCCAACCAAAUCGAGCCCUGGCAAUGGUACAUCCACGGCAGCGACAACACCUCGGAAUACCUGGGUCUGUCCAGCUCCUACAAGAACCCCGCUGCCAGCGACGCCCAAGGUCUACGCACCACCAUUGAUGGAACCUCCUUCUGGGAAGGCCAAACCAUGGAACGCACCGAACUCAUCCCCCAAACGACCUCCGACCUCGGCUCCGGCCACCUUUACUACCACUUCUCCCUCUCAACCUCAUCCACCAACGCCCCCAACGCCACCUACGAACACCAAAUCGCCUUUUUCGAAUCCCACUUUACCGAACUCCAAUACGGAACUGUCUCAGGCUCUUCAGGAUCCGAUAACACCCUCCGAUGGAACGCCGGCGGCACCACCCACUGGUCCGUGACUCUCGUGCCCGGGAACUGGUACAACUUUGCCUAUGAUAUCGAUUUCACCAAUCAGAAGGUCGGUCUCUGGGCGAGUAAUGGCUCCGAGGCAUUGACGGAGGUGGUCAGUCCCGUGAGUGCCAGUGCCAGCUCCAAUUCGGCCGAUUGGCAUGUCGGUGUGUUGCGGUUGGCGGGGAGUGGGACGAAUGAUGAUAAUGCUGAGGAUUGGUUCUGGAGUGGGGUUUAUGUCGAGGAGGAUAGCUUGACGAAGGAGAUUGGAGAUGGAUCUUCCUCUACUUCUUCUGCUUCUUCGAUUGCUGAAGCAACCACACCAUCCACCUCGACUUCAUCCUCUGCUUCCGCUGUGGAAACCACUUCCGCCGCAGAGACAACUACUUCUGCUGAAGUAACCCCUACCGAAGUUGUCGCCGUGCAGACUUCCUCUACCUCUACCUCCACCGCAGCACCUACCUCUUCAACAUCCACCGCUGCCCCCAUCAUCGCAACUCCCACCGCUACAUCUACCCCCUCCUCCUCCACUGCAGCAUCAGCAGCAGGAUCAGCAUCCGUAUCCUCCCUCCCCGUUCCCACCACGGCCGUCCAGAUCCUCGAUGACGUCAAGGCCCUGCUAGCUGCUCUGCUGACUCGUGGUGGUGGCGUGCAUGCUCGGGAUUUUGCCAUUUAGGUGAUUCUUGCAGUAUUGGUGAUAUAGAGUUAGGUAGUUAGGUACGUAGGUUAGGGUGGAAUUCGAGGUGACGGGAUGUGACUAGAUCAGGUAGCAUACUACUAUUUAUACUUAUAUAUUUGGGAUUAUUGGAUCUGAGUUAGAGGUCUUUGAUAAUGAGAGAGAUUGAU